This is a messenger RNA of Opisthocomus hoazin, 471 nucleotides long. NCBI's taxonomy places the organism in Eukaryota, Metazoa, Chordata, Aves, Opisthocomiformes, Opisthocomidae. The record is from RefSeq and is a predicted model, not a curated record.
AUGCACCAGCUGCGUCUCCAGCAAUGCAAUAACUCUGUCAUCAAACACCCAACACCUUCACGACCAAAAGCACCUCCUGAGCCAGCUCUGAAGCACGGACGAAACCUGUUGGCCGCCCUGCCGGAGAAGCCACCGGCCAUCAACUGGGCUCACUACAAGGCUGCUGUGGCUAAAGCUGGCAUGGUGGAUGAGUUUCAGAAGAAGUUCAGCGCGCUAAAGGUUCCUGAGCCAGUGGAUACACAGACUGCCAAAAUUGAUGCCCAGGAGCUGGAAGCUGCAAAGAGCACUGCUGAGUACGUGCAGGCUUCCAAAGCUCGUAUUGCCCAGUAUGAGCAACAGCUUCAGAAGCUCCGAAGCAUGGUUCCCUUUGAACAGAUGACAUUUGAAGACUUGCAUGAAGCCUUCCCCGAAACCAGACUGGACAAGGAGAAAUACCCGUACUGGCCCCACAAACCGAUUGCUGAUCUGUAA